Molecule: messenger RNA, 1938 nt
Organism: Tarenaya hassleriana
Lineage: Eukaryota; Viridiplantae; Streptophyta; Magnoliopsida; Brassicales; Cleomaceae
Product: transcriptional regulator ATRX
Exons: 3
Coding region: 166-1662 (498 amino acids)
Source: RefSeq, a predicted model, not a curated record
UUGCCGUAUAGAGAACGAGAUUUGCCCUAGAUUACGCCCCCCGCGGCGUUAGAACAAGGCCCGACCAAGUGGAAAGUCAGUGGUUGUUCGUGGUUUCUUCUUCUCUCUGUGUAACACUUUUUUGGGGUUUUUGAUUUGGAUUUUUGCAGGGGAAUUGGAACUAAAAUGGGGAAAAUCUCUUCAUCUUCUUCGAAGAGAAAGAAACGUUCUACAGAUUCGUCUCAGAGGAAGAAGAGAAAGGGAACCAAAUCGAAGAAGAUUCCUCUCCGUGAUGACGAUUCAGAUUACAGCGAAUCCAGCGGUACGGAAUCUUCUUCGUGUUCUAGUUCUGAAGAUGAUUAUAGGGGACGGAAGCAUCUUCGGUCUAAAGGGAGGAGGAAGAGGUCGAGAAGGAGGGAUUCUAGUAGCGAGAGGGACAAUCGCUUGAAGAAGAAGAAGAAGAAGACGCAAAGGUCUGAAAGGAGAAGAAGAAAGAGACGUGGGAGAGAUGUGAGUGUGAGUUCUUCCGCAAGUAGUGAGUCUUCUUUCUCUGAGAGCGAUGGCGGUAGAAAGAGAAGAAGGUCAGAGAGAAUGGAUAAGGUUAAGUCCAAGCGCAGGAAAAGUAAUGAUGAUUCUAGGAGGAGUUGUUCUUCUUCGUCGUCUGGCCAUCAGGACGAUGAAUUCGAUGACAACCAGCAAGUGAGGGAUGAAGUUACCAGCGGGCAGGGUUCUAGAAGGCUGAGAUCGGUUAUUGUUGUAGCAACUUCUCCCGACGAUGACGAGAGAAAAGAGUUGGAACGUUAUGAGGUAUCUCUGGAAAAUACGACCAUGGAGGUGGAAAAAGAUGGUGAAGCUAUGAUUUCUAGUCCUGGAGCUGGUGCUGGUGAGGGAGGAAGUAAAAAUGCUGGCUAUGAUGAGUUUGGAGAAGAUGGUGAGAUGGAAACUAGUCAAGGUACCGAUCCAGACAAUAAGUUGAAAGGUGAUGAUUUGGAAACCAUUUUAAGGAUGCGGGCAUUGGAAAAUCUAAGAAGAUUUCGUGGGGGGACCUAUACAAAUGGUGUUUCCGGCAAAGAGACCUCGUCUCCUGCCGAAGGAGAGCAUCUUCUCUGUACCGAAUCUGCCAAAGUCGAAGAGUCAAAAGGCCAUAGUCCUGUGGAGCAGAAACCCGGUAUCUCUGCUGGAAACAGAGAUUUCGAGAGUUCCGGUAAGACUUUUCAACAGGCUGCUUAUCAAAAGGAAUCUGAAUCUGUCUCGAAUGAUCUUACUUAUCCACAAGAUCAAUCGGGUGGUACUGCCAAGGGGGAAGUUGGUUUCGGUCUUAGCUCUUGUACAACUAAACCGACGUUACCUAGACCGGUAUAUAGACAAGAAAUAGCAAAUCUAGCUAGUGAAGGUGCCAAUAACAAGGAUUGCCCUGAAAGUUCUCUAACAUCGGGAGCAAAUAAAGGGAGUGAGAACGUUGAACCCAAAAGUAACAAUACUCCCGAUGGGCAGUCAUCUUCUUGUGCUGAAACCGAAGUGGAAGACAUGAGAGGGUCGGAUAAACCACAUGACGAAACCAAAGAAGGGUUUGAAGAGAAGACAAUGUCCGUGAUGCGUGGCGGGGAGAUGGUUCAGGUAAGUUACAAAGUCUACAUUCCUAAGAAGACUCCUGCCUUGGCAAGAAGAAAAAUCAAGCGGUGAUGCUACAAAUCCAUGGGAAUGAUCCAUAUACAUACAUGCAUACAUAUAUAUAUAUAUAUAUAUAUGUAUACAUCUGUGUGAUGGUAUGCUGACAUAUUUUUGUAAAGUCUAGACCACAGUGGUGGUCUGAACCAUAUGGAUAAUUCUGAGUUCAAAACAGCAGAAAUUUAUUUAUCAUUCAGCUCUCGGGGUCUUCGGACAGAACAGUUCAAGAAUGUAUCUGAAAUUGACUCAUGUCAUUUGUUUUCAUUUUGGUUGACGUUUUAAUCCGCAGUC